This is a messenger RNA of Aspergillus heteromorphus CBS 117.55, 1192 nucleotides long. RefSeq names its product amidohydrolase family protein. The record is from RefSeq and is a predicted model, not a curated record. Gene Ontology annotation, biological process: secondary metabolic process. The coding region runs from base 242 to 1093 and encodes 283 amino acids. Lineage: Eukaryota; Fungi; Ascomycota; Eurotiomycetes; Eurotiales; Aspergillaceae. Gene Ontology annotation, molecular function: hydrolase activity; carboxy-lyase activity. Gene Ontology annotation, cellular component: cytosol; cytoplasm. The transcript is spliced from 3 exons.
CGGUGGCCGACUGGCUCCAAGAGAAGGCCCGUGGCUGGCUUCGCGCCCCCCCCGUCAACAAGAUCGACACCCACCAUCACAUGGUACCACCGAUCUAUAGCAAAGCCGUGGAAAGUGCUGGAGGUAUAAUAUCCCCUUGCCUAUCCAACCCCGCAAAGUGCUCUGCCAAACCUGACGCCGAACAGGCGAUCCAAGUGGCUGGCCCACCCCGAGUUGGAGUGAACUGGGCUCCAAGCUCGUGAUGGAACGCCUCGGAAUCCAGGUGUCCAUUCUCUCCGUUACGGCCCCGGGUCCGUGUAUCCUGAAAGGGGCUGAGGCGGCAACGCUGGCGCACCAACUGAACCAGUACGCCGCCGACCUCCGCGACAGGGAGCCCCAGAGGUUCGGCUUCUUUGCCUCUCUCCCAGAUCUGCUGGACACCGAGGCCGCGCUGGCGGAGAUCGCAUACGCCAUGGAGGAGCUGCACGCGGAUGGCGUCACCCUCUUCACCCGGUAUGGCGAGGGCAACACCUACCUGGGCCAUCCGUCUCUCGAGCCCAUCUGGGCGGACUUGAACCGUCGCAAAGCGGUCGUCUUCGUCCACCCCACCCAUCCGGUCGAUACCAAUCCGGUGAGCUCGAAGAUGCCGCAGCCGAUGAUUGACUAUCCGCACGAGACCACCCGCACCGCCAUGGACAUGAUCCUGGCCGGCACCCGCCACAAAUACCCAGACUGCAAGGUGAUUCUAUCGCAUGCCGGCGGAGCCCUCCCGUACUUGAUCAGCCGGGUCGCAAUCCCGCUCAAGAAGGCGCCCGAUCUCGCCUCAUCGUAUGUCAUGGGCACAACCGGGGAUAAGGCCAUGGAAGCCUUUCGCAGCUUCUACUAUGAUUUGGCGUUGUCCUCUUCCCCGCAGGUGCUGGAUUUGGUGCUGAAGAUGGUCCCUCACGACCACAUAUUGUUUGGAAGCGACUUCCCUUACGCCCCACCUACGGCAUACCCGGCGUUCUUGGAGGAGCUGGAGUCAUACGAAAUGGACGAGGAGCUACGGAACAAGAUCAACUACGGGAACGCUUUGAAGCUCAUUCCUCGGCUUUCCCAGCAGACCCGCCUAUAGAUGCCCCUGUGGUUAAAAGGGUUGCCUAUCGCAUGAUUCUAUCGUUGUACAUUAUACCCACAAGAUACUUGAAGAUGGUCUGGUUCAUCCCAAUUCAAA